Schistosoma guineensis is the source of this 522-nucleotide messenger RNA. Lineage: Eukaryota; Metazoa; Platyhelminthes; Trematoda; Strigeidida; Schistosomatidae. The record is from the annotation of a GenBank genome assembly.
AUGGGAUUACCAUUAGAGUUAUUUACUGGAGAAAUGGAUUCACCAAAUGAAGAAUCAAUAAGAAAUAUCAUUCAUUGUAACAUUUUGUCUACAGUAAUGAUGACAAGUAUCAUUCUACCAAAAAUGUUAACACAGAAAGGACCUAAUCCUGGUAUUAUAAACCUUGCAUCUUAUUCAGCACUUAGAACAACUCCGUAUUUAACUGUAUAUUCUUCAACAAAAGCAUUUAUAAUACAAUUUUGCAAAUGUUUAUCUGCUGAGGCAUAUCAAAAGAAUGUGAUUAUACAAAUAUUAUGUCCAUUAACUAUCUAUACAUCAAUGACUAAACAUGAAAAACCAUCUUAUUUUAAUCCAUCUGCUAAGUCAUUUGUUCAUAGUGCAUUAAAUAUGUAUGGUGUAGUACAACAGACUACUGGUUAUAUAUUACAUGAAUAUAAAGCUUAUUUAUUUGAUUUAUUACCAACAUCAUUGUGGAUAUUAUUGACAUAUGCUAGAGUGAAUGCACGUAAGAAAUAUGUAUAA